This is a messenger RNA of Eurypyga helias (sunbittern), 1303 nucleotides long. It is a transcript of the gene ST6GAL2, whose product is annotated as ST6 beta-galactosamide alpha-2,6-sialyltranferase 2. Gene Ontology annotation, molecular function: sialyltransferase activity. NCBI's taxonomy places the organism in Eukaryota, Metazoa, Chordata, Aves, Eurypygiformes, Eurypygidae. The record is from RefSeq and is a predicted model, not a curated record.
AUGAAACCUAACUUGAAGCAAUGGAAACAACUCAUGCUUUUUGGGAUCUUUGCAUGGGGUCUGCUUUUUCUGGUGAUAUUCAUCUAUUUUACCGAUAGAUUUCCCAGUUCCUUUUCUUACAUUGAAACUAAGAGGCUUCUGCCCCUUCAGGGCAAGCAGAGAGUUAUCAUGGGAGCCAUACACGAUCCAUCAUUCUCUGAAACUAUUGAUGGGAACGAGGUACUUCUUAAUGAAGAUCUCUUAGGUACAUUUAAGUCGGGGACUGGAAGUAUUAAGAAGUGGACUGAUUUGGAAGAUGCUUUUAGAAGUGAAGACGAGUUUUUUCCAUCACAGAUAAGAAGAAAAUCAAAAAGUGCUUUCUACCAAGUGAAUGAUUAUUUAUUUGCUGCUGGUCAGCCUCGGUCACACAACCACCUUCAAGAGAUAGCAAAAUUCAUCUCAGCCGAUGAGGAUAAUCCAAAAGUAAAUAUUUUGCAGAACAACUGGAGCCAUCAGAGAAGAAUGAGGAGAAGGAGCACAAAGCACAGGAGAAGCCAGAUGCUUGAUGAAUCUGAUGACUGGGAUGGGCUAUAUUCAACAAUGUCAAAAUCCUUUCUUUACAAGCUUUGGAAAGGGGAUGUCUCUUCCAAGAUGCUGAACCCUCGACUGCAGAAGGCGAUGAAAGAUUAUUUGAGCACCAAUAAGCAUGGGGUGCGGUUCAAGGGGAAACGAAACUCCAAGUUGACAGGAGACCAGCUAUUCUGCGAGCUAAAAGAAAGGGUGAAUGUGAAAACAAUAGAUGGCAAGGAGGCUCCCUUCUCCACUCUUGGAUGGGAAAAGCACGUUCCCCAAAUUCCACUGGGCAAAUUGUAUACACAUGGCUUUGGGAGCUGUGCAGUAGUUAUGUCUGCUGGUGCAAUACUGAACUCCUCUCUAGGGGAUGAAAUAGAUUCUCAUGAUGCUGUUCUAAGGUUUAAUUCUGCUCCAACGCGUGGCUAUGAAAAAGAUGUUGGAAAUAAAACAACCAUGCGGAUCAUUAACUCUCAGAUUCUCACCAACCCGAACCAUCACUUUGUUGACAGCUCCUUGUACAAAGAUGUUAUCUUAGUAGCCUGGGAUCCUGCCCCUUACUCGGCAAAUCUGAACGUGUGGUAUAAGAAGCCGGACUACAACCUGUUCACUCCCUACGUACAGCAUCGCAGGAAGAAUCCAAACCAGCCGUUUUACAUUCUCCAUCCAAAGUUUAUAUGGCAGCUCUGGGAUAUCAUUCAGGAGAACACUAAAGAGAAGAUACAGCCCAACCCUCCUUCUUCAGGUUUUAUUG